Danaus plexippus (monarch butterfly) is the source of this 3863-nucleotide messenger RNA. RefSeq names its product synaptosomal-associated protein 25. Gene Ontology annotation, molecular function: syntaxin binding; SNAP receptor activity. Lineage: Eukaryota; Metazoa; Arthropoda; Insecta; Lepidoptera; Nymphalidae. The transcript has 9 exons. The record is from RefSeq and is a predicted model, not a curated record. Bases 117 to 776 code for a protein of 219 amino acids. Gene Ontology annotation, biological process: synaptic vesicle fusion to presynaptic active zone membrane; synaptic vesicle priming; exocytosis. Gene Ontology annotation, cellular component: SNARE complex; plasma membrane.
GGAGUGAUAAGGACGUAAACGUCAAAAACGAAUUUAAUGUAUUUAUAAAUCUUAAUUACAACCUACAUAAUUUGUAAACGAGUUUCAUAAGAUUGUAAAGAACUGGUGUAAACAUUAUGAAGGAUUAUCACUACGACAGGAUGCCUUCAGCAGCGCCCCCAGCAGAAAAUGGCGCGCCGCGCAGCGAACUUGAGCAAUUGCAGUUACGAGCCGGCCAGGUCACGGAUGAAUCCCUGGAGUCGACCCGGCGUAUGAUGCAACUAUGCGAAGAGAGCAAGGAGGCCGGCAUUCGUACUCUGGUCGCUCUAGACGACCAGGGAGAACAACUGGACAGAAUCGAGGAGGGUAUGGAUCAAAUUAACGCUGACAUGCGUGAGGCUGAGAAGAAUCUCUCGGGGAUGGAGAAAUGUUGUGGCAUUUGCGUUCUACCUUGCAACAAGGGGGCGUCAUUCAAGGAAGAUGAUGGUACAUGGAAAGGGAACGAUGAUGGUAAGGUGGUGAACAACCAGCCACAGCGUGUUAUGGACGAGCGGAACGGCAUCGGACCACAAGCUGGUUAUAUUGGCAGGAUAACAAACGACGCUCGCGAAGACGAGAUGGAGGAGAACAUGGGCCAGGUGAACACCAUGAUCGGUAACUUACGUAACAUGGCCAUUGACAUGGGCUCCGAGCUGGAGAACCAGAAUAGACAGAUCGAUCGUAUCAACCGCAAGGGCGAAUCGAACGAAACGAGGAUAACGCUCGCCAACCAGCGCGCACACGAGCUCCUCAAGUAAACGACGGCAGCACACACACAUACACACACCCACACAGACACACUAGUCUCGUGGUUCGGCCGGUUGCUUCUAAACACAUUGACUUACAUUCGUAUAUGGAAUGUGAUUUUAUUUUUUAUAUAAAACCUUUUUUAUUUAUUUGUAACUAGGAUUUUACUUUUUAUGAUGUUUAUUGGCCAGUUCUAACAUUUAAGUUUUUUUUUUUGUAUUUUAGCAACCGGCCAUAUUACCAGUAUUCGAUUAGCGUUACUCUCUGUAACUUAAAAGUAUAUAAUAAAAACAUUGACCUAUCCGUUAUUGUGUAAACGCUCAACGUUAAACAUUUCAAUGGGUUCGGUGCUCGUUUCAGACCAAGUAUGAAAAAAAAAAUCAUAUAUCCCGUAGUUUGAUAGAAGGUUGACUAAUGAGAUUUUUUGUUUAUUUUGUGAAGAUGCAUUUACCUGUUGUUACUAAAAAAAAAAAUAUAAUAUUAGAACGAAAAAAGCUAUAUAAGCAUGUGUUAAUAGUAACCUGUAUUCUGUAAUGUUCGCGUUUUAUUCUUAUCUUAUAUAAAUAUAAGUUAAAUUAAGGUUAGAGGAUGAGUGAAAUGUGAUAAUAGCUACGAUAAUGUUAGGUAUGUGUUUGUCUCAUUUUAAAUGUUUCAUAGGAGCAUUUAUGAUUUUUUUCUAAUUUUUUUUUUUUUUUGCGUAACACCAUCAUGUAAUGCCAAAAAAUCUGUGGGUUAAGUAUAAAAAAAAUAGGUUACUUAGAAUUCAGGCAUGUUAAUAUAGAGUGAAAGUUGGCUAACAAACAUUAAUUUGAUGAUCAAGCCCACAGAAUUUUCUUGAUUUUUUUAAUAAAAAAUAAAGUUAUGAUUGCUAAGUAAUUAAGUUUUUAUUUAUUUUCAACUCGUUGAAUUCAAUGCUAUAAAAAUUAAAAAAAAAAUAUAUAAGCAUAUCCCUAAAACAUAUCUGCUUCUAUGAACAUGUAACACUCAAUAAUUUUAACUUAAAUAUUACUUGAUUUUUUUUUUAUUUCAAUAUUCUCUUAUGUUUUGCUAUAUAUUUUUUAUUUAUUUAUUAAUUUAUUUUGUAAAUGUGAAAGAAGCAUCGAUACUUUAAGUAAUAAAUGAAUACUGCGUAAAUUUUUUUUCUAUGGCGUUUUCUUAAUUAGGCACCAAGUAACCUCGUGAAAGAUAAGUGAGUAGAGAUUAAUUUAUAUAUAUAUAUAUAUAUAUAAUAUUAGACCGCGCUAUAUACAUUAUACAUACAUAUUAAAAUCUUUCAUGAAUUUACCAAAUUCUUUGCAACUAUAUCACCUUAACCACGAGACACACAAACACACAUACAAAACAGCCCUCCGACGUCACGAGGUGAGAGUAAUGAAACACGCAUUGCGGUCGCGAACCAGCGAGCGAAUAAGCUGCUUAAAUCUUAAACGUCGGACACAAGCCAGAGGAAUGUAAACACAAAAUUUUAUUGCCAUAUUUAAAAAAUGUAUAUUAUAUAUAUAAUUUUUAUUUUUAAACAUGGCAACAUUUAAUGGUGUCAUUCAAUUGAUUUUGACCGCGUUUUUGUGACGUCGAUUGAUUAUUACUAUGAUAUAUAUAUAUAUAAUUAUUUGACAAUGUCGUAACGAUAUAAUAUUUUUUAUAGUGGCAAGAUAAUUUUGUGUUACCUUUGUAUGGAUAGUAAUAAAUUUAGGUAUGGUGGUUUAGAGAAGAUAUUUUAUGAUGCAAUAAUGUAACGUCAAUGAAUAUUUAUAUCAUGAAAUGUCAACGCUUUUCAUUUAAUAAAUUCUAUCUCAGCUUCGACGUCAUAGAAACCUCUAACAAUCUAUCAGAGAGGGCACAGUAUGAGUUCACAGCACUACCUUUUAAUUUCAACUAUGUGCCAAAUUUAAUUUUUGCUAAAAUAUAAUGUUAAACACCGAAAUUCCCGAUAAAGGUAUAUUGAAACGUUUACAAUAAAUUAUGUACCAAUCUAGCUCAAAGUAUAGUACACAUAUUCUAUAGAAAAUAUAUAUAGAUCUUCGGCAUUUAUGCUGAUAUUUUCUUGAGCCGCAUUUAAUAGCAGUACCUUUACAAUGAGUUCGCUUAGUCAAACUAUACACGGUCAGUUUAAAGUUAUUGAUUAGUAAAUACUAAAAACUGUGUGUGUGUAGUUUGUUUAUGCAAACUAAUGGUAAGGCUACAAAUAAAUUAGACUUAGAGUUGUAACGAAAUAUAGUGAUAUUAUAGUAAUGUUUUAAAUUUAAAACACACUGAGAUUUAAAUUAUUACUUUCGAGAUGCUUUCACGUUUAGGUUUAAGAUUGUGGUGCCUAAAUUAUAUUUUUUGAUAUAUUCCUAUGUAAUCUGUGCCGUGACUUUAUUUUUAUUUUAUUUUUAAUUUUUAGUUUUAAAUAUUUAUUAUUAUAUUAGUUUAUUUAAGGUGAUAUUUCGAUUUACAUUAUUCGUGUUACGUAUUAAAUAAACAAUAAUGUGAUUAAAUUCAUACGCAAUAGUAUAUUUGAUAGUUGAAUUAUUAAAAAAAAAAAAUUAUUACUUAAAGUAUAUUGUUCUAUGGCUGUCAGUCGUGUUUUGUUAGAUUGGGAGUUAAAUUAGAUUGUAUGAAUUGGUAUAAAGAAAAGACCGCUGACAGCUGAUUGUACCGGCCUUAGGAGUAAAGUAUAUAGGGUUGUUAAAGGCAUUGGCUUGCAUACACGUGACAGGGGGUCGCUGAUACACUUUCAACCUUAUUAUAUCUUGGUAAGGUACGUUUUGAAAUAACAAGCGACCCUCCGUACGUGCGUUAGCGUUAAGAGUUUUCAAAAUUUCUCUGUCUCUCUAUCAUUAGUUUAAGUAGCGUGUUUUUGACAGCACGUUUUUCUUCUAAGAAAUUAUUUGAAAAAAAAUAAUAAUAACGAUUAUAAAUAAUAAACGUAUUUUAAUAUACCCUGUGUUGUAAGUUCAAUUUAAUCUAUAGUGUAUUUACUGCGCAAAUGUAAUCCUUUAUAUUCAGCCUAAUAUCUACAGUACAUAGAUAAUAUAUAUUUUCAUUAAGAAUAUAAUAGUUGGUAUUAAAGUGUUAAUUUCUAAUUAAAUUAUCGAUUUGUUAAAUUACCUUAA